This is a messenger RNA of Platichthys flesus (European flounder), 5331 nucleotides long. RefSeq names its product discs, large (Drosophila) homolog-associated protein 2a (gene dlgap2a). The record is from RefSeq and is a predicted model, not a curated record. Gene Ontology annotation, cellular component: postsynaptic specialization; glutamatergic synapse. Gene Ontology annotation, molecular function: molecular adaptor activity. The coding region runs from base 106 to 3048 and encodes 980 amino acids. Gene Ontology annotation, biological process: signaling. NCBI's taxonomy places the organism in Eukaryota, Metazoa, Chordata, Actinopteri, Pleuronectiformes, Pleuronectidae. The transcript is spliced from 12 exons.
CAUGGCGACUCAAGGUCACCCUCCUACCUCCUUAGCCCCACUGAGAGCUGCCCCCUUGAUGGACACCACCGCUGCUCCCCGCGAAGCUCCAUCCACUCUGAAUGCAUGGUGAUGCCCGUGUCCAUGUCAGCCACUGACCACUCCAUCGCUAGUAGCACUUUCCCCCGCAUGCACUACGGCAGUGCUUCACGGGACAACGGUGGAAACAUGUCUGGUGGCAGGGACUCCCGAGAUGACUGUGGCUCCUCCUCACAUGGCGGCAGUGGCAAGAUGAACCGAAUCCCAGCAAACCUCAUGGACCAAUUUGAAAAGCAGAUGCCGCUGCAACGGGACGGCUUCCACACAUUGCAAUACCAACGCACCUCCACCACAACCACGACCACAGAGCAGCGUAAUGAAAGUCCCGGGCGAAUACGCCACUUAGUUCACUCGGUACAGAAGCUUUUCACAAAGUCGCACUCUCUAGAAGGAUCUUCCAAGAUGAAUGGCACCAAAGGCGACUCACACCGGGAAGGCUCACACCACCACCAUAACCACCACCAGGGCCACCACAAACACAGCAAACGCAGCAAGAGCAAAGACCGUAAAUCUGAUGGUGGUGGCAAGCAACGCUCUGGAGGAUGGUGGAGCUCGGACGACAACCUGGAUAGUGACAGCACAUACAGAACGCCGAGCAUCAUGUCGCGACAUCCCGUUGAACACAUCAGCCACUGUUACCCUGACUCCAUGCAUAGCCACCUGGCAGGAGACCUGUCGCUAAAACCCUCCAAGAGCAACAACGACGUCAAGUGCUCGGCCUGCGAGAGCAUAAGCAUGGCACCAGAGGGCAAAUUCAUGAAGAGGAGCUCCUGGUCAACACUAACGGUCAGCCAGGCCAAGGAGGCCUACAGGAAGUCCUCACUCAACCUGGAGAAGCCCAUGACACCAAUUGACCUCAAGCCCAACAUCAGGCCCUGUCACUAUCUACAGGUUCCCCAGGAUGAGUGGGCGGGUUACCCUGGCGGCGGGAAGGAUGAUGAAAUCCCCUGUCGUCGGAUGCGGAGCAGCAGCUACGUUAAAGCCAUGGGGGACGAGGAGAGUGGCGAGUCGGAUUCAAGCCCCAAGACUUCGCCUCAGAAGCUGGUGCGACCAGACGCCCUGGUCAAGGCCAUCAUCAGGCCCAGGGAACUGCUGGAUUCACAGAGCUCUUACCGCCUGGAUAGAAUCAACAGUGACAUGCGUAACUACAUCACCAAUUUUGCUGCAGACUUAAGUCAGAGCUACCACCUGCAAGCCGCCAGGGACAUGCACCCCGGCAUUGCCCUGGAUCCCUCAGCCAACUACAACUCGCCCAAGUUUCGCUCUAGGAACCAGAGCUACAUGCGGGCUGUCAGCACCCUCAGUCAGGCUAGCUGCGUUAGCCAAGUGAGUGAAACAGAAAUAAAUGGCCAGUUUGAGUCGGUGUGCGAGUCAGUGUUCAGUGAGGUGGAAUCCCAGGCAAUGGAGGCCUUGGACCUCCCCGGCUGCUUCCGCACCCGCAGUCACAGCUACCUGCGAGCCAUCCAGGCCGGCUUCUCCCAGGACGAUGACUGCAUCCCCCCCAUGGCCUCGACUGUCACCUCCACCAUCAGAGCCACCACAGGGAUCCAGUUCUGCCUCCCCUCCACCUGCAGCAUUGAUCGGACUCCCCAACAAACCCCAGCCAUCACCUACACACCCAACUACAAGAAGACACCCCCUCCGGUCCCCCCGCGCACCACCUCCAAACCCCUCAUCUCCAUCACAGCCCAGAGCAGCACCGAGUCCACCCAGGACGCGUAUCACGAUGGGAGGCACCCUCACGGUGGGAUGUGGGCCCCCGACGGUCUCAGCCUGGGGCUUGGUCCAGGUCGGGGACUCUACAACUCCACCGACAGCCUGGACAGCGCUAAAGCCGUGACCAUAGCCAUGGAGGCAGCCGGGGUCAUGGCGGGAAAGAGACACCCGUCCACAGACAGCCACAGCUCGGUGCUCACCUGCGACAAGGCCAUCCUGGUGUCCAAGGCCGAGGAGUACCUGAAGACACCUCGAUCGUCUAUAGGGAUACAGGUGGAAGCAGCCACCGACUCCGAAUCUGAAAGCAAAAGCUCACCGGAGUACCACUCUGUCGGGAUCCAGGUAGAAGAUGAUAAGAAAGGACAGGGCAGGUUCAAGCGCUCCAACAGUGUGACUGCAGCUGUGCAGGCUGACAUGGAGCUGGAGUGUUUCCCCACCAUGGAGGACAAAGGCCUGCAGUUCGGCGGUGGCUUCCAGCGCCACUCGGAGCCCAGCACCCCCACGCAGUACGGGGCGGUGCGAACCGUACGUACCCAGGGACUCUUCAGUUACCGCGAGGACUACCGUACCCCCAGUGAACCCCCCAGCCCCAGGGAGACGACCAGCGAGGCCACAUGGCAGCUGGAGCCCCCCUCCCAGCGGGAGAGCGCAGUCUCGUCAGUGGAGUCGGGCAGGGCGUCCCCGUCCCUGCGGAGGGACGGAAGCUGGUUCAUGCAACUGCUUCACACGGAGACCAAGAGGAUAGAGGGCUGGUGUAAAGAGAUGGAGGCCGAGGCUGAAGAGAACGACCUGUCAGAGGACAUCCUAGGGAAGAUCCGAAGUGCAGUGGGAAGCGCUCAGCUGCUCAUGUCUCAGAAAUUCCAGCAGUUCUAUUGGCUGUGUCAGCAAAACCUGGACCCCAGUGCCAUGCCGCGGCCCACCUCUCAGGACCUGGCCGGCUUCUGGGACCUGCUGCAGCUCUCCGUCGACGACGUCACCAUGAAGUUUGACCAGCUGCAGCACAUCAAGAACAACAACUGGAGGCCCGGCGACAGCCCGGAGAAGAAGCCACCAGCUCCACUACCAAAGAAGACAGUUCGACAGAGGAGUUUGGUGACGAGGGAGAAAUCCUUGGACCUCCCAGACAGGCACCGACAGGAAGCCCGGCGGCGGCUCAUGGCGGCCAAGCGGGCGGCCUCCUUCCGGCAGAACUCGGCCUCGGAGCGAGCGGACAGCAUCGAGAUCUAUAUUCCCGAGGCUCAGACUAGACUUUGAGAAGAUAGGGUCAGGGGCCACCGUGUCUCCCUGCUCCACACGUUUAAACAACUUUAAAACUAGCCUUUUUCUAGACUGCUACUCUCUCUACCCUUCCUUUAUCCAUCUGUAGCCAUCCUUAAUAUCCAUCGCCAUCGGUCUGUAGGACGAGCCGAGCCUUCUCUCCCAUUGCCAGAGUGUAUGUUAGCAGGAGUAAAUGUCUGACACGUGUCGGUUGGGUUUCUCCGUGGUUUGCUGGAGACCGCGAUGCCCAGUCUACAAGCGCUCUCUCUCAUCCAGGAUGGGUACAUCUGUAGUUUUUCAGCAUUUGCAAAGUGCCAUUCAAAAAGUGCAGCUUUGAAAACCUACCAGCAACCAGGCCUUUGAGCUAAAAUGAGUAAAUGAGAGAAAUUCUAUUUAUUUCAAGAUGUUCGAAAACGGUCAAAGUGAGUAAACCUUCAGUAUUUUUAGAUUUAAAGUUAGAUUGUGGCUCUUGUUUCUCUGUACUUUUUUGGAGCAAAUGUUAAUUACAAGGUAAAUAUCACAGAAUUGUUGUAAGUUCUAAACUUUGAAAAGUGCCAAUGCUUGAAAUACCUCAACUAUGUGCAUGUGGCACUGAUCACCCAUCAAGGUUAUUCAGGCAGCCCUUAUAAGCUCUGAACUGGUCAGUGUUGAAAAAUGCAGCUUUCUACCCUAUCUGGUUGUACUCAAACAUUGUUUCAUGGUCUGGAUUGGUGGAAGAACGACAUCCAUCAGCUCAUUAACAUGCACAUUUCAAUCUACUCUCCUAAUAUAUCUCAUGCUCCUGUUGCCAACUUUUAAAUAGGGACAUUUACUUGAAGCAGAACACAUGAAAGUCUCGUGCCAACACCUGCAUCAUGUCAUUGCAGUAGGAAAAUAAACUAUGAAGAUUUGUGUAACUCCUUAGUUAAAAAAUGUGUAGACAAAUGCACUUAUGCACUUAUUACGAUUCUCUCUAUUUCCAAGGGAAAUGUAUAUACCCAAGUUCACAAUAGUACUGUUGUAUUUUUUUAAUUGUGAGCGGGAAGAAUAUUCAUUGUGUUUAUUUUUUCCCCACAAAUCCGCUGCUUCCCUGCCCUCUCUAUUGCUUUGGACAAAUCUGGAUCUGUCGCAGCUUAAUCACACACCCGCAGACACACACACAAAACUGUGUUUUCAUUGAAUACACUUCUCUCAGGCCCUUCCAACUAGUGCCCCCAGACACAGUUCAUGAGGAGUGAUUGAAAAAUAAAACAAAAUAUCUGCAUGUUAGUUUCUUUAAUUAAAGAAUUUUGCGGUGUGUUAAUUUUUUUGAAAAAGUUUUGCGUUGCUGAAAGUCCAAAGAAGGAGAAUUUUAACUGUGCUGACUCAAUCAAGGAAUCACUGAGAAGUAAUGAAAAAGAAAGAAUUGGGGCAAAGGGACUCGAGAGGGAUGGAAGAAGAGAGUCCCCAAUAUCUAAAAAUUGCAUAUCUCCUGUUGAAAGGAAACACAGGAGUCACAGUCUUUAGCUGUGCAGACCCAGGUGUGAUAUUUAAACAUUUAAAUAUCAUAAACUAUGACGAGUUUAUCAAGAAAUUAUUUGCCAUCGAUAACCAUCUUAAUGCUGAGAUUGGCUUUGGUAAAUUUGUAAAUUUAACCUUUCGUUUUCACAAGUGUUAGAUGAAGUGGACAUUUCCACAUAUGCUACAAUUGGAUGCACAAUGUAAACAACUUCAUAUGAAGAAGAAUUUGCCACAAAAUAUUUUAUUACACCUACUACCUGCCUGGUGUAACUGCAAUGUAGCUAAUUGUACCGACUGACAAGCCAAUGCUAGCUUGGUUUACGUGACAAGUUCAGAUUUAAGCGUGAAUAUACCUGAAAUGUGUUCAAUAAUAUGUUUCUGAGUGAUGACAGCUUCAAUGAGAGCGAGUUGACCGGGAAGCGUCAUGAUUUCAUCUAUUCUGUAGUUUUUUGCUGCAAAACUGAACACACGACGUUGGUCCUCGUGUCCUUUACCAGGCUUUUAAAGACUUCUUUUGCGAUAUAUAUUGAAUUUACCAUGCUAGCUACUCUUCCUAGAAUCAUAAAGGCAUGUGGAGACAAGUUUUUGCGCUACAACUCGAUUUAAUAAAUGAAUGAUGAAAUGAAAUCACCCCAUAGAUUCUAAAAACUCAGGAGGGACAUGAGGGACAUGGAGAUAGAUUUACGAAUCCCUGGUGCAACCCGUAUCUUGGCAUGUGACACGGUAGUAAGGAAAACAACACUAAAGUUGCGGGGCUGGGAUAACAAUGUCCCCACUUGUCCCAGAGUUUACUCCCAGGUA